This is a messenger RNA of Cucumis melo (muskmelon), 606 nucleotides long. RefSeq lists its product as uncharacterized. The transcript has 3 exons. The record is from RefSeq and is a predicted model, not a curated record. Bases 1 to 606 code for a protein of 201 amino acids. NCBI's taxonomy places the organism in Eukaryota, Viridiplantae, Streptophyta, Magnoliopsida, Cucurbitales, Cucurbitaceae.
AUGACGGAGAUACUGAGCCUACAUAGAGUGCCUGUAUCUAUCAUUUCUGAUAGAGACACUCGUUUCAAUUCAAAGUUUUGGAAAGGACUUCAGUUUGCCUUGGGCAUGAGUUAUCAGGCUACCAUUGGCAUGAUACCGUUUGAGGCCAUGUAUGGUAGGUGUUGUAGGUCUCUUUAUAAGGAGUUAGGUCGUUAUAUCGAGUUUGAGGUGGGAGACAUGGUUUUUCUGAAGGUAGUACCUAUGAGGGGUGUCUUAAGGUUCAAAAGAAAAGGGAAGCUAAGUCCACGUUUUGUAGGACCAUUUGAGAUACUUAAGCGAAUUAGCCCCGUAGCUUAUCGUUUGGCGUUGUCUCCAUCGUUUUUUGUAGUUCAUGAUGUGUUUCACGUUUCAAUGCUGAGGAAGUAUGUAGCAGACCCGAUGCAUGUAGUUGACUUUGAACCAUUGCAGAUUAAUGAGAACUUGAGUUAUGAGGAGCAACCCGUUGAGAUUUUGGCAAGAGAGGUCAAGAUGCUUCGUAAUAGACGAAUUGCACUAGUUAAAGCUUUUUGGCGGAACCACGGAGCUGAAAAGGCCACAUGGGAGAGAGAGGACGACAUGAGAGCUUAG